Molecule: messenger RNA, 525 nt
Organism: Vicia villosa (hairy vetch)
Lineage: Eukaryota; Viridiplantae; Streptophyta; Magnoliopsida; Fabales; Fabaceae
Exons: 1
Coding region: 1-525 (174 amino acids)
Source: RefSeq, a predicted model, not a curated record
AUGCCUGAGUCCCAAAUUUCCCAAGUGGCCCAAACCAUCUCUGCACAAGUUGUACCUGGAGGACAAUUCCCUGGACAAACUCAACCCAAUCCUAAAGGCCAAGCAAAUUCUAUUACCUUAAGAAGUGGAACCGCUUAUGAAGGGCCUAGAAAUCCUAACCUAAGCACACCAGAAAAACCUAAGGAAGAUGCUGCACCCAAGGACCAGGUAGAGGAACCAGAGAAACCUGAAAAGCAAUCAAAACCAGAAGUAGGGAAUCACACACAACAACCUUACAAACCACCUAUUUCUUUCCCACAAAGGUUGAAAAACACCAAAACAGAAAACCAAUUCCAAAAGUUUAUUAAGGUAAUAGAGAAACUCCACGUAGAGAUCCCUUUUACCGAAGCAAUAACCCAGAUACCAUCAUAUGUCAAGUUCUUGAAAGAUAUUUUGUCCAACAAACGGCGACUCGACGAUCCUAAACCUUUGGAAUGUCAUUCCAUAUCUGAAAAUAAACUUGCCAAGAAAGGCAAAGAUCCCUGA